GGCUUCGACAAGCAGGGCGAGGCUGUCGACGGGCUGUACAAGAUGGGGUUUGGCUUUGUGGAAGUAGGGACUGUCACGCCCGAGCCCCAGGAGGGGAACCCCAAACCUAGGGUCUUCCGUCUGGUGGAGGACGAGGCGGUCAUCAACAGGUAUGGAUUCAACAGCCACGGCCACGUUGCGGUGGAGCAGAGGUUGCGGGCCCGCCAGGAGACGCAGCUCAGGCUCACUGGUGCGGGGAUGCCCCUUGGAGUCAACUUGGGCAAGAACAAGAGCUCUGCUGAUGCUGCAGCUGACUACGUGGCUGGGGUCCGGACACUGGGCCCUUUGGCUGACUACCUGGUUGUGAAUGUGUCCAGCCCAAACACCCCAGGGCUGCGGAACCUGCAGGGCAAGGCUGAGCUACGGGAUCUGCUGACCAAGGUGCUGGCGGAGAGGGACAUGCUGCCCUGUGAGCGCAAGCCAGCGGUGCUGGUGAAGAUUGCCCCUGACCUCACUGCACAGGACAAGCAGGACAUUGCUAGCGUUGUCUGUGAGCUAGGUGUGGAUGGGUUGAUUGUCAGCAACACCACUGUGAGCCGCCCCAGCAGCCUCCGGAGCGAGCAGCGCACAGAGCCCGGGGGCCUCAGCGGGAAGCCCCUGCGGGAGCUCUCCACGCAGACCAUCAGGGAGAUGUACGCCCUCACCCGAGGCCGGGUGCCCAUCAUCGGGGUGGGUGGGGUGAGCAGUGGGCGCGAUGCCCUGGAGAAGAUCCGUGCUGGAGCCUCGCUGGUGCAGUUGUACACGGCGCUCGUGUACCGCGGGCCGCCCGUGGUGGGGGCAGUGAAGCGGGAACUGGAGGAGCUGCUGAGGGAACAGGGGUUCAAGAACAUCAUGGAGGCAGUUGGAGCAGAUCACCAGCGCUGA
This is a messenger RNA of Eurypyga helias (sunbittern), 903 nucleotides long. RefSeq names its product dihydroorotate dehydrogenase (quinone) (gene DHODH). Gene Ontology annotation, molecular function: dihydroorotate dehydrogenase activity. The annotation marks the transcript as partial. The record is from RefSeq and is a predicted model, not a curated record. Gene Ontology annotation, cellular component: mitochondrial inner membrane; cytoplasm. Lineage: Eukaryota; Metazoa; Chordata; Aves; Eurypygiformes; Eurypygidae. Gene Ontology annotation, biological process: UMP biosynthetic process; 'de novo' pyrimidine nucleobase biosynthetic process. The transcript has 7 exons.